AGUUGUGUAGCUGCUCUGGCUCCUAGCAGAGGGCUGGUGUGGCCCUCGGCUCGCCCCCUCCCCGUUUAAAUCUUGCGCUUGGCCUGCUCUUCCUCCGCGCCAUGGCGGGCAUCCUCUUCGAAGACAUCUUCGACGUGAAGGAUAUCGACCCCGAGGGCAAGAAAUUCGACCGGGUUUCCCGGCUGCACUGUGAGAGCGAGUCCUUCAAAAUGGAUCUGAUCCUCGAUGUGAACGUACAGAUCUAUCCAGUUGAUCUUGGAGACAAAUUUCGCCUUGUGAUAGCCAGCACUUUGUAUGAAGAUGGGACAUUGGAUGAUGGCGAAUAUAAUCCUACGGAUGAUAGACCCUCCAGGGCGGACCAGUUUGAAUAUGUGAUGUAUGGGAAGGUGUACAGGAUUGAGGGUGAUGAGACAUCAACAGAAGCAGCCACACGCCUCUCUGCCUACGUCUCCUAUGGCGGCCUGCUCAUGAGACUCCAGGGAGAUGCCAACAACUUGCACGGCUUUGAAGUGGAUUCAAGGGUCUACCUCCUCAUGAAGAAAUUAGCCUUCUGACCUGCUCCUGCCACCAGACGGUUGGAGGCUCCAUUAGCAGCUUGGAACAUUACAGAAAAUAACACAGAUCUGUUUUCUUUCCUCUGCCUCACAGAGGCAUAUGGAGCAAAGCUUAGUGAUGACUUAGAAGGAUCCUUCUAAGGUUCUCCACUGCCUUGUCAGCCACAAGAAUGACAACCUUUCUCCCUCCCAUUUUCCCAGGGCUCUUUGAGUUAGGAAGUAGCUGCCAGGCUACCUGGCAUCCUUCCUCAUGAAGCUAAGCAGUCAUAUUUCCAGGCACCGGAAACU
Messenger RNA from Protobothrops mucrosquamatus (brown spotted pit viper), 842 nucleotides. RefSeq names its product RNA polymerase II subunit H (gene POLR2H). The record is from RefSeq and is a predicted model, not a curated record. Gene Ontology annotation, molecular function: DNA-directed RNA polymerase activity. Gene Ontology annotation, cellular component: RNA polymerase I complex; RNA polymerase III complex; RNA polymerase II, core complex. NCBI's taxonomy places the organism in Eukaryota, Metazoa, Chordata, Lepidosauria, Squamata, Viperidae. Gene Ontology annotation, biological process: DNA-templated transcription. Bases 102 to 554 code for a protein of 150 amino acids. The transcript is spliced from 5 exons.